This is a messenger RNA of Cloeon dipterum, 6342 nucleotides long. RefSeq names its product Secretory 16 (gene Sec16). The record is from RefSeq and is a predicted model, not a curated record. The transcript has 26 exons. Gene Ontology annotation, biological process: Golgi organization; autophagy; COPII vesicle coat assembly. NCBI's taxonomy places the organism in Eukaryota, Metazoa, Arthropoda, Insecta, Ephemeroptera, Baetidae. Gene Ontology annotation, cellular component: ER to Golgi transport vesicle membrane; endoplasmic reticulum exit site. The coding region runs from base 186 to 5861 and encodes 1891 amino acids.
CACCCAGUUUUCACCACGACAUCCCGUCACGUCACAGGUGAGAGAGAGUUGAGCCGAGUCCUGCUGUCAGAUUAUCGCAGAUCGCGCUAGACUUUUGCGAUUUUCUCUAAAUUUUUUGUGAUUUUGUGCAUCGCCUGUUGGCUGUGAUAUUGUGAAGAUGAUGAGCCUGGAGUGAACUACAUAUUAUGUUUCGGCAAAGAGCUAAGCUGGCCCAUAGGGUGACAGCGCAACCGAAUGGUGCCUCCGCCUUUCCAGCCCAAAACGCCAACUCAAACCCCCAAUACCCGACUGCUCCCACGCCCCCUGCUUUCUACAACCCCAAUGCCGUAGGAGCAGCACCCGCACCAUCGCCUGGUCUAUCCCCUCAGCAGAGUUGGCAGCAGCCUGCUCAGCAACAACAACAACAAUGGUACCCUCAGCAGCAGCAGCAGCAGCAACAACAACCACAGCAACCACAGCAGCCUAAAUAUCCCCAGCAGCCCCAGAUGCAGAACAACAACCAAGAAUGGUGGAAUAACUGGGACCAGCAGCAAUCUCAGUGGGAACCAGUGGACCAGACCCAGAAUCAACAGUGGAAUCAGCAACCGCCUCCUCAGCAACAGCAACAGUCUCCUCAGCAGCAGCAACAACUCCCGCAACAACAGCAGUCCCAGUACCCAUCGUACGACAGUCAGAACAACUUUUAUGACUACCAGCAACCCACUGAGCAGAAUCAGGCCUACCAGCACGGCUACCAGGGUGAGCAGCAUAACUACUCGCAGCAGGGUGACUCGUGGAACUGGGGCUGGAACCAGGGUAACCAAGACAACUCGUGGAACUGGGACGACAAGGAGAGCACCGCUGCAAGGACGCAAGAAAAUCCCAGCGUUGAGCAGGUGGAGCAGCAGCUGGCCGACGUCAACCUGAACGAAGCCGGCGAGGUUGUAGAGAAAACGCCUCCUCCGCCGCCGCCACAGCAGACGUACCAGCAGGCGCAGCCUCCGCCAUCUCCUCAACGGCAGCCACAGCCGUCUCCCCAACGGCAACCACCGCCAGUGCAGCGGUCCAUUUCCCCCAUGCUCCAGCAUCCACCUGCCCCGGAGCCUGAGCCUCCUGCGCCUGAGCAAUUUGUGCCUGAUGCGCCUCCACCCGCUGCUGAGAAUCAAGAAUAUCUUAUGCAACCUCUAGAGCGAGUUCAGGAACACUUUACUGCUAACUUUGAGAUCAUGCCUGGAAGUGAAGAGACGCCUCAAACUUUUGAGCAGCAGCCCCCACCGGCAGUUUCUCCUCUGCCGCCACCGCCUCCUGUGUCAUCCCGAGUGACAGUUGGACAAGAUGACCCAUCGCCGUGGCCGACUGUGAUACCGCCACCAGAAAGUGUCGAACAACAGAGGCCUACGCCAUCGCAGUCAACAUCACCGCCUUUGCCACCGCCGCCAGCCGCGGAUAACGUGGACCCUGUAUCGGCAAGCGACCGCAAUCAGUUCUUAGAGACAGGGCAACUGAGUGCAGAGCGGCCAGCGCAGCGCACGGUGCCAGGAGAGAGCCGUCAGAGCCCCGUACCGGGCGGGCCCCGUGUGGUGCCGGGAACCACCGAGCCCGACAACGAGCCUAACGGGCGGCGCAGUGAGACGAUCGGCUCAGAGUGCGACGAGCCAGCCACUGUGCGCACCACUGGCGAGGGCGUAGGUCACCCGACCCCUCCGUUGGCCUCUGGCCCUCCGUCCGUACAACGGACAAGCGCUGAGACUGUGCGUACUACUGGCGAAGGCGUGGGCCGCCCGUCUCCUCCGUUAGCCACUGGUCCUCCGUCCGUUCAAAGGACGGAGACCAUGCGCAACACAGGUGGUGGCGUGGGCCGCCCGACCCCUCAGGUUACCCCUGGCCCUCCGUCUGUUCCAAGAACUAGCGCUGAGGGGGUCAACGACACCCCAAUGCGGCCCGCCGUCCUUAUGAUCCCGAAGAGGCCGCCCACCGCCGAGCGCACCAACGCUGAGGGAACUAAUUCCGAGGUGCGUAGCAGGCCCGUAGCUCCUGCCAGGGCUGUUUCCCUUGGAGAGCAGGGCUCUGCUUUCAAGGAGGUGGGUCGCCGCCGCGCAGAGGGCGAGGCCACUCCUGAUAGGGACCCGGCUCCUGAGUCGGAGCUGGAGGAGGGCGAGAUUUCCGAUUUGGAAAUCAUCUCAGGGGGUGAGUUUGAAAAUGACAGCCGAGAAGCAGAAGCAGAAGAUGCUGCCGCCGCCGCCCAAGAGAAACGCAGGGAGAGCAGUCAGCCCCCGCCAGAGUCCCCGCCAGUUUCACCAGUUGACGACAAAAAAGAAAGGCGUAGGAGAGAAAGGGAAAGAAAAGAGUCUGAUGAGAAACGGCUUGAAAAGAAGCUGGAUAAGUCAAAGGGAAAGCCCCCACGGCCUGGGAAGGAAGAGCCGAAAAAGCGGCACGACAGAGAUAAAGAGUCGCAAGUGAGAGGUCGACGUCGAAAGGAUUAUGAUGACGAUGACAAUGAAGAAGACAGCGACAGCAACCACAGUGAAAAGGGUCGGAGGUAUCGUGGAGACAGGACCCCGGACAGAAAACAUUCCUCGUACAGGUCUGGCCGCCAAAAGGAUUAUUAUCGGGAUCGAGACAGGGAUCUAGGCAGAGAGAGAGAUAGAGAUGACUACAGACAAAGGGAUUAUCGAUACGACGAUGACCUUUAUUCAAACCGAGAGAGGUCGAGACCUCCCAGUCGAGCUGGAUCUGAGGCUCGUCGGGACGCUUAUGAGUCUGACCACCAUGAACGAAACCGAGCCCGCAGCUCCAGGGAUAAAGCCUACUACGGCUACAGGGACCGCUACAGACAUGAUCCUAGAGACCCCUUAUAUGGCCGAAUUUCUAAGAAAAAGAGUACGAAACCUACAGGAGUUUCGCAUAAAGGCUAUGACUACUAUGGCCGGCCAUACGACCACUAUCCGCGGGGCCCGUCGUCGCUGCAGAUGCAAUUCCCUGAGUACAACCUGCAAACGGCCGCUUAUUAUGAGGAACUGCGACGCACGAACCCGGCCGCGUAUGCAGAGUGGUACAAGCGCUACAUUAGCAUGGCGCAGAGCAUCCAGCAGGGGCCGGGAAGUAGCACUGUGGAUGGCUUCAACGACGACAACAGCCGGGGAAGUGUCCACUCAGGGCGCAGCUCCAUCAAUGACGAGCUCAGGUACCUGCGUGCGAGGUCGCCGGCCCACAGUUUGCGUGACGUGUCCUUGAGUUCCCUGUACCUACACCAGGGUCAUCCGUCCCUCCCGCACUCAUUCCUCCCCUAUCACCCCCAGCAAACACUUCUACUUAACACUCCUUCUAAGAUAGGUGCCAGCGCGGCGGUACACGCCGUUGAGGCCACACCCAUCCAAAGGCUGACCCCGGCCAAGUUCUCGAGCGCCCACUCGGAGGCGACGAUCAGCGGUCAGGGCCGUUUGGUGCACGUGCUGCCCCACUACCCGCGCGAGGGCCAGGUCGCCACCGUUUUGGUACAUGACCUGCAGAUCCUUAUGAUGCACGAGCCGAUUCUCUCCGAACUCAGAUCAUUCCCAGGACCCCUCAUCAGUGGUACCACCCACAAGAACAGCGUGAUCCAGUUUUGCAGUCAAAAAAUUAAAAACGCCCAAGGGGAACCAGAAAUGAUUGACAGGGACUCGUAUAUCCUCCUGUGGAAACUCCUAAUUCUUUUGCUCAGACAAAACGGGACCGUGGACGGCGCUGACAUUGCCGAGCUUCUAUUGGAAGACUCCCAGCUUAUGGAGAGUCCGCGAGCGUCCUCCGGGAGUGGUUCCUCAGACUCUGAGGAGGACGUCCGGAGGCCUCGUGCCAAGAGCAAACUAUCUGAGGAGCAGGUGACUUCCCAAUUCCGGAAGCACCUUCUGUUUGGCAACACCAAGGAGGCGCUCGACUGGGCCAUGAAGCACGGACUCUGGGGUCACGCGCUGUUCCUCGCUUCCAAGAUGGACGACCGCACAUAUGCCAGCGUGUUGACCAGGUUCGCCAACGGCCUCCCAAUGAAUGACCCGCUGCAGACGCUCUACCAGCUCAUGUCUCGCAGACAACCUGCUGCCGUUACUGGCGUGUACGAUGAGAAAUGGGGAGACUGGAAGCCUCACCUAGCCAUGAUUCUUUCAAACCCGUCGCGGUCUGAACUCGACCAAAGGGCGAUCACCACCCUUGGAGACACUCUUGCUGCAAGAGGUUGCCUGUUCGCGUCGCAGUUUUGCUAUCUGCUUGCGAAACUUGAAUUUGGCGCUUACGGCCAGCAGCCGCCAGCCAAAUUGUGUCUGCUUGCAUCGUCGGCGUCGCUGCCACUCGAGCACUUUGCCACAAUGGAAGCCAUUCAGUGCACUGAAGUUUACGAAUACGCGCGCAGGCUUGGAAACCCCUCUUUCCACGUCUCGUCUCUUCAGCCUUUCAAGUUCAUUUACGCCAGUCAACUGAUCGACUUUGGAUUCACUGCCGAAGCCCUGCUCUAUUGCGAAGAGCUGGCAAACACUCUUGUCGCGCACCACUGCACUGGUACGCUGGCCACCCAGGUUGUCGAGCUCGCUGACAAGCUCAAGCAGAGUGACCCCUUGUUCAGUCCCAACCAGGAGGAUGGCGAGGAUUCGUUCUAUUCGUCGGACCCACAGUGGCUGACAUCUCUACGACAUCUGGCGAGCCAAAGUCCUUCUUCAACUGAUAACUACUAUCAAAAUGACCAUCCGCAGGCGAGCGAGCAGCAGCAGACACAGGAAGAAUCUGCAUACCAGGAGCAGUGGAAUCAACAGUACUGGCAGCAGCAGCAGUGGCAGCAGCAGCAACAGCAGCAGCAACAACAACAGCAGACCCAGCCUAACGAAAACAUCACCAUGGAAGCGACUCUCCCUGAUAGUGGGGCCCAGCAGCAGUAUCAAAACAACUACUGGCAACAACAACAGCAGCAGUCGCAAUGGUCCGUCCAGGAGGAAAGCCAAGUGCCAAACGCAGAGACGCCAGUGCCUCCUCCUGCUUCACAGCAGCAGCAGCAGCUGUCGCCCAUGCACCAGCCAACGCCACUGACCUCGGUUCCGCAAACGCCUGAGCCGAACCAAAAUGCGACCUUGCAACCAGGCUACAGCAACUACUGGGACCAGUCAAACCAGCAAUCAGAGCAGCCAGAGUGCCUCGGGAGAGACACUCCCGAACGCGACUCUCCGAUUAUCUCUCUGGGUCCGUCGAAGCCGCGCCAGAAGACGCUCUCUGAGUCCUCGUCCGGCUCCAACAAGGCCUCUGCCCCAUCCAAGCCACAGCAGCGUCAAAACCAGGGCCAAAACCAGCACCCUGAACAGGAGGGCAGCGGCUGGUUAAACAACAUCAUCAACAAAAUAUCUUUCCGCCCCAAAAAUCAGAUGAAGCUACCCGACGAUAAGAAUCCACCGAUUGUAUGGGACGAAAAGAGGCAAUGUUGGUUCGACAAAAACGCGGAUGGCACAGAGGACGUUGGUGGAGCUCCACCUGCGCCACCAAAGAUGAUGCAACCUAUCGCGUCAAGCACGCCAAUGUCGUCGCCCGCUGCCCCCGUCGCCAGCAACAACUCGUCCUUGGCUGGCUCCAUGCCGCCUUUGGCAGGCGCCGGCUACAAACUGGGCAGAAACAUGCGUAAGAACUACGUGAACGUACUCCAGCAGAACGGCUCGGCCUUCGCCAGCCCUACUGCCGCCCCCGCUGACCUCUUCCCCGGCAUGGGGGCCACCAACGCUGCGCCCCCGGUUCGCUUUGUGCCUGCUCCAGCUGAGGGAGCGCCCGCCUUGUCUGACUAUAUGACUCCGGCUUCCUCGCCCUUGGUGUCGCCUAGUUCGGACUCGGACAACUCGGGGCAGCAGCUUUCCGAGGAUGAGUUGACAGACAUUUAAAAAAAUUAAUCGGGCAGGCCCAGUGAUGUACAACCCGGGCCAGUUCGCCGCCUCGCAGUAUCAGUGAUGUGAUAGCCGCCUUCGCGGACUUGCAACGCAUGAUUGAUUGGAGCAGAAACAUACAUAUUUGCCACUGUUAAAGAAAAGUUCGGUUCGUUGGUGUGGUCGGUGUGCGAGACUCAAUCUUUCAUCGUUUUGUUACUACUUUUCAUUGAUUUCCCGUUAUAUAUUAUUCAAAAAAGUUAAAUUAUACUAUAACUUGUAAUUUUAAAAAGGUUUAAAAGACAUGCUCGCUCUUGCUUUUGAAGAAAAAAAGAUAAUACCACCCGGACUGACAUUGUGCUGAUACGGAGGUGGGGAAAAGAGUAGAAUUUUACGCUCUCGUAACUUCUCCUCUUUCAGCAUCUGUUAUGAUGCGCUAUACACAGGUUGUUGUUGUAAAUCUAUUCAACAUUGAGAAAUUAAACGAAAGCCAAUAGAA